Messenger RNA from Racocetra persica, 760 nucleotides. The record is from the annotation of a GenBank genome assembly. Lineage: Eukaryota; Fungi; Glomeromycota; Glomeromycetes; Diversisporales; Gigasporaceae.
GCAAUGGCAUACCUGCGCGCCGUGGUCAUUUACUGUUGAAUUGUCCAAUUGAAGGUGCAUCAUAUUAUUUGGAUUCCAUCGUGAAAAGUGUUGCCACAUCUUUACAUGCCGAUUUAUUGACUUUUGAUCGGCAAGAUUUGAUGGAAUUGACUGCGAGUAUGUUUUCGAGGAAGGGUAAUGUAACACCGUGGCCACUAUUUCCGGAACUUAAGGGAUUUAAUCCAUAUAUUGCCGCAUCACCGUAUUCCACAACUUCUUCCUUUGCUUCAGAUGAUGAAAUAGAAGACGAUGUUUUUAUGGAGGAGGAAGGCUUCGAAUCACCAUCGUCUCGCAAUUCUGGUUAUGAAAAUAAAACUUUGGCUGACAACUUUCAAUAUAAUUCAUCUCAAACAAACGGUUCUUUACGCGCAGAGAUGAAAAUUAUCCUUGAUAAAAUAGACCGAUUUUUUGAGACAUUAGUUUCUACAUCUUUUUCUGAUAAUGUUAAUUCAUCGAAAAACACGUCAUCAACACCAAAAAUCAUAUAUUUUCGUGAUGUUGGAGAUUUGGUUCCAACUACUUUCGGUACCGCAUUGAUUAAUAGUCUUGUUGAAGCAGUACAAAAUCAACGAUAUUUAGGUGAUCAAAUGAUGAUAAUUGCUGGAUAUUCUCCAUCAUUGUUUGCUAUAGAAAAGAAGUCUUCAUUAAGCCCUUCAAAUAACUCCAUACCUUCACAUGAAAUUCAAUGGGUCAACGUUGACAUAUUUCCGAAUCCUGCAAU